This is a messenger RNA of Cephus cinctus (wheat stem sawfly), 2914 nucleotides long. It is a transcript of the gene Cip4, whose product is annotated as formin-binding protein 1-like. Gene Ontology annotation, biological process: signal transduction. The transcript is spliced from 11 exons. The record is from RefSeq and is a predicted model, not a curated record. Gene Ontology annotation, molecular function: protein binding. Bases 211 to 2034 code for a protein of 607 amino acids. NCBI's taxonomy places the organism in Eukaryota, Metazoa, Arthropoda, Insecta, Hymenoptera, Cephidae.
GCGGUUUUCAACAGACAGUCGGGUCCGGCCAGCCAGUGGUUACGGGCGGACAUGUUGAAGGUGUUUCCGUGAAUGUGCGCGGCGAUCUGACGCGUGAUUUUCAUGCGUUUUCGUGCCGUGAGUCCACAGCAGGACGUGUGAAACGAUAGUCUCGCUACAUGUGAAGUGUUGUGUAAAAUUAAAGGCGCCUGGAUAUUCCCGGCCGGAAUCAUGAGCUGGGGCACCGAGCUCUGGGACCAGUUUGACAAUCUGUCCCUGCACACACAGAAGGGUAUCGAAUUUCUAGAGAGGUACGGCCACUUCAUUCGUGACCGAUGUGCCAUCGAAGUGGAAUAUGCCACAAAACUCAGGCGGCUUGUCAAGAGUUAUCAGCCGAAGAAGAAGGAGGAGGAGGAUUAUCAGUACAGUCACUGUCGGGCUUUCAAGCUGGAAUUAAACGAGGUCAAUGAUCAAGCUGGUCAAAGGGAGAUCAUCGCAGAGAAUCUCCAGGGUAACGUACUCAGAGAGCUUAAUAUCCUCGUCAAGGAUUUCAAGGAGGAUCGCAAGAAGCAUCUUCAGGAAGGCGCCAGACUCAUGGCUAACCUUGUGGGUCAAAUUGGGAAUCUGGAAAGAGCACGCAAGGCCUACGAGAAGGCUUUCAGGGAAGCGGAAAGGGCGCUUGAGAAUUAUCAGAGAGCGGAUGCCGAUUUGAAUCUCUCAAGAGCAGAGGUCGAGAAGCAGAGAAUGAAUAUGACUGUGAAAACACAACAGAGUGAAGAGGCCAAAACCGAAUACGCAAAUCAGCUACAGAAGACAAACGAGAUGCAGACGUUGCACUAUCACACGGCUAUGCCUGAAGUCUUUCAGCAUUUGCAGGAAUUGGACGAGAAAAGAAUAAAGAACAUGCGAAAUUACAUGAUGAAGUCAGUGGAAAUUGAACGGGCCGUCGCUCCCAUUAUUGCUCAGUGUCUCGAAGGCAUUGAAAAGGCGGCAGAUGAGAUUAACGAAAAGGAAGAUACGCGUCUUGUUAUCGAACGUUACAAGAGCGGCUUUCAGCCUCCGGGUGACUUCCCCUUCGAGGACCUCUCCGUCGCGAAGUCUUACGACAGUAAUAGUCAACUGUCGCAACCUGUGAUGCAGCCAAUACAUAAUCAUCUUACCGUGAAAGGCACAGUUUCCGGUGGCAAAAUGAAAAAAAGGGUCGGCAUCUUUGGAAUUUUCAGCAGUAACAAGUUGAUCGAGGUGUGCAUUGCUUUGAAGAACAAUGUACCCGGCUACGGUGACGGUGCGAAGGAGGAUUGCAGUGAUUUACCACCAAAUCAACGGAAAAAGCGUCUCCAGCAAAGGCUGGAUGAGAUCCAAGCAAAGAUACAGCAGGAAACAGCAACCAGAGACGGUCUAAUGAAGAUGAAGGGUGUAUACGAACAAAAUCCAGCAUUGGGGGACCCGAUGAGUAUAGAGGGUCAAUUGAAUCAGUCCAGUAACAAAUUAGACAAGCUCGGUGCAGAGUUUACAAAAUUCCAAGGGUACCUCGAAGAGGCAAUGAGAGCAGGAGUCAGUUUGUCCAGUCCAAGUCAGGCACCUCGGAAGCCAACGAGCAAUGGUUCAGCGACAAGACCAUUGAGUUCAAGGAGAUCAAGUCAUUCGGGUGGCGAGGAAAGUUUAUCGAGAUCAGCAUCAGAUUCGAGUGUGAGCAAUGCUAAUGCGAAUCAGCCAGUGCACAAAAAGAGUGCUCCAGGAACGCCACAGCCUACACAUGGUUCCACGAACAGCCCGGAAUCCGGCCUCGGAGCGUCAAGGACGUCACUUCCUGGUAGCGGAGGUGAGGAAUAUUAUGUUGACGAGGUCGAUGCUCAACCACCACUUGGAACCUGUCGUGCUCUCUAUCCCUUUGACGCUACGAGCGAGGGUUCUAUACCGAUGUACGACGGGGAAGAGCUUUAUAUGAUCGAACUCGACCAGGGUGACGGAUGGACACGUGUUCGUCGUAUCUCGCAACCAAUCGAAGGUUUCGUGCCAACGUCGUACAUAGAGUGUCAUCUCUUCAACACAUAGCUACUUGUAUUAGGGCGCUAACAUAAGUAGGUGACACCGAGCCACGAGGAUGUUCUCCUUGGUAUUAGAAAUUGGGGUUAGGACAUCCUGAUGCUCGAGCGACUCUCGACGAGUGUCCUUGACCGGUAGAGGAGUGUCGCUCGUCGAAGGAAUUACACGGGGCAUAGAAAAAUCGGUGAAACGUAAUACUCGUCUACCUUGGGGUGGAUGAUUAGAAAACAGUGAGGAUGUUUCGUGCCAAGGGGGAGUACGUAAGUUUCGCUAGAAUCCAAUAUUCUCCAUCAUUUAUUAAAUUGUCAUUCGACUGCGACACGAUUCCUCUCGUACACUCUAUCACCUAGUUUCUUCUAAGCAAUCGGAGAGAUCUCUGGAUAAGCGCGAACAAAAUUUAACCCUUUGUGAUUAUAGCGACGAACAAGGACAGGAACAGCCCGGGUGUCGAUAGAUAUUAUUAUCAGGGCUGCUUGUUGUUAUACUUGGUGUGCAAUCGCGCGAAUCGUGCUUUCUUUGCGUGCGCUCGAGGCGCUAAUUAAUAUCGUAAUGAAAGGGAAAAGAAAGGAGGAAAAUAGGCGUUCGGUAUUAAACCGCGUGAAUCUGGCCAACUCGGCAUCGCCAUUGUGCUUGCGUCAGCGUGUUCGGUAUUACGUAACGAGCCAGGUAUGCAGAAAUAAAGGAAAAAAGAAAGGUACUGGGACACUAAGAGUUAUAGUGCUCUGAGAAAAUGAAUGUAAAAUUUGAGUGAGCAAUGCUUACAUGCAUAUUACGGCCUGAAUUGACGUGACCGUUGUCAAAAGUCGCGAGUCCCCGUGGCAAGAAAUUUGUACUUUUUUUUUUCAAAAAAAAAAAAAAAAAAAAAAACGUUCCGUUUUUCAUUUUGUAU